GACCCCGGUCCAGCCCCGUCUGUCAAACUCACCGACACAGACUGUUCGUCGGCCUGUUUCCCUUUGUCUCGCAACAAUGGAACGGAAAGUUGCUCGGGAAUUUAGGCACAAGGUGGAGUUGCUGAUUGAGAAUGAAGCAGAGAAGGAUUACCUGUACGACGUCCUCCGCAUGUAUCACCAGUCGAUGGAUUUGCCUGUGCUGGUGGGAGACCUGAAGCUGGUAAUCAAUGAACCAAAGCGCUUGCCUCUUUUUGACGCAAUCAGGCCUCUCAUCCCACUCAAACAUCAGGUGGAGUACGACCUUCUUACCCCCAAGAGGUCACGGAAACUCAAAGAGGUGCGUUUGGAUCGGACUCAUCGUGACGGACUAGGCCUCAGUGUGCGAGGAGGGUUGGAGUUUGGCUGCGGUCUCUACAUCUCUCAGAUUGUCAAAGAUGGUCAGGCUGCAAACGUGGGCCUACAGGUUGGUGAUGAGAUUGUGCGAAUCAAUGGAUACUCCAUUUCCUCCUGCAUCCAUGAGGAAGUCAUCUCGCUCAUCAAGACAAAGAAGACCGUGUCACUCAAAGUCAGACAUGUAGGGAUGAUCCCAGCCAAAAGCUCCCCAGACGAGCCCCUCAAAUGGCAGUUUGUUGACCAGUUUGUGUCUGAGUCUGGGGAGAAAAAGAACAGUGUUGCUGGCUUGGCGUCCAUCGGAGGGAAGGAGAUAAAAGAGAAGAAGGUUUUCCUCAGCCUCGUAGGCUCAAAGGGAAUGGGUAUCAGCAUCACCAGCGGUCCCACCCAGAAACCUGGCAUCUACAUUAGUAACGUCAAGCCAGGUUCUCUCUCUGCAGAAGUUGGACUUGAGAUUGGCGACCAGAUUGUGGAGGUGAAUGGUGUGGAUUUUACCAGUGUGGACCACUCAGAGGCUGUGCGAGUCUUGAAGAGCAGCAGGAGUCUAACGAUCACUGUCCUGACAGGAGCUGGCAGCGAGCUGUUUAUGACAGAUGAGGAGCGCCUGGCUCUGGAGGCUCGCAGGGAGUUGGACCGGCAGGAGCUGAUGCACCAGAAACGGGUGGCACUGGAGACCAACAAAAUCAUCAAAGAGCAGCAGGAGAAGGAGAGGCAGAGAAAGAUGGAGAUUUCUCAGAAAGCUGCCGAGGAGGAGGAUCGCUAUAAAAAGGAGAUGGAUAAGAUUGAAGCUAUAGAGAAGAAGCACAACAGAGACUGGGAGGAGGACUGGGGCGCCAAAGACAGGCCUAAGAGCCCACGCACUCCAAAAUCCCCAUCACCUGCUCCACCUGAAAGAAAAACAACCCCCAUUCCUAAGGCUAAGAGCUCUCAGGAUGAAGGUAGCUACUUCACAGAGGAAGACAAGGAGGAAGAGCAGCUCAGACAAGGAUUUCAGAAAUACGAGGACGGUUUUGAUCCCUACUCUUUGUUCUCCGCGGACCAAAUCGACGACCGAGAUGUGAGACUGCUGAGAAUCAAAAAGACCGGACAGCUUGACCUUGCUCUGGAGGGAGGAGCAGACUCUCCGUUGGCGAAGUUGGUGGUGUCGUCCGUGUAUGAGGGCGGUGCUGCAGAUAGACACGGUGGUAUUGUCCCCGGGGAUGAACUUAUGGCUGUGAAUGGGAAAAUCCUCAUCGGUGCCACUUUGACUGAGGGACAAAACUCUCUGGCUCGAGCCUGGAACAGUGGAGGGGACUGGAUCGAUGUGGUGAUCGCUGUUUCCCCUCCGAAAGAUUAUGAAGAUGAAGUGACGUUCUUCUAGUGUCAUUAACAGCCUGCCAAGAAAAAUACUCUGAUUAGAAGAAGGUGUUUAGACUUGACGACUCCUUCAGGAUUCACUGUCUUUUUAAUUACAAAUAAAACUUUCCCCAUCGUCUUCUGAAUACACUAACAGCUUUUCUGUGUGUACAAUUAGCAUCAUAAUCAACUCUUGUGUCAUGAAUCAGGAAAUUGACUGUCAAUGUUCAGUUGUCCCCAGUAAUCUCAUGUAGGUCUCAUGUAGUCACACAUGCUUGUCUUUUUUGCUUGUAAAUGUCUCUUGAAAAGCCCAAUAAAGGACUGCUCACCUUGUUACAA
Molecule: messenger RNA, 2064 nt
Organism: Solea senegalensis (Senegalese sole)
Lineage: Eukaryota; Metazoa; Chordata; Actinopteri; Pleuronectiformes; Soleidae
Gene: ush1c
Product: Usher syndrome 1C
Exons: 20
Coding region: 77-1750 (557 amino acids)
Biological process (GO): inner ear auditory receptor cell differentiation; inner ear receptor cell stereocilium organization; sensory perception of sound
Cellular component (GO): stereocilium tip; stereocilia ankle link complex; plasma membrane
Molecular function (GO): protein binding
Source: RefSeq, a predicted model, not a curated record